Messenger RNA from Dreissena polymorpha, 2813 nucleotides. RefSeq names its product E3 ubiquitin-protein ligase TRIM22-like. The transcript is spliced from 3 exons. The record is from RefSeq and is a predicted model, not a curated record. Gene Ontology annotation, molecular function: zinc ion binding. Lineage: Eukaryota; Metazoa; Mollusca; Bivalvia; Myida; Dreissenidae. The coding region runs from base 21 to 1307 and encodes 428 amino acids.
ACAACUGGCCUGUGUUCACCAUGUUGGAUGAUAUUCUAGAAUUAUGUGAGGAGCACAGGACGGAGAAACUGACCAUGUUCUGUGAAGAUCAUGAAAAGCUGCUCUGCCAUGUCUGUCAUCUCCGAAAUCACAGGCAAUGCAGUCAGGUAGUUCUAUUGGCUGACAAGGUUAAAUCAGCUAAACAGCGUAUGAAUGUAACUCAGAUGACGAAAACAAUGGAACAGUUACAGAAAAGUUUACAGGAUAUUGUGGACAGAGAAAAACAGAACAAAAAAUAUCUUAAAGCUUCAUAUGAUCUAGUUCUGAAAGAAAUACUCGAUUUUCGUCGACAAAUCAACGUCAAUUUAGACUUGCUUCAACAAAACACAUUAAGAGAAUUGGAAACAAAACAUGCGAGUGCAAAUGCCUCUUUAGAAGAUCAUCUCCAAAAAUGCUUACAAUUUAUUUCAAAGCUAAAGGGAUUCGGCACCAAGCUCAAAGGCAAUUUGCCACCUGAACGAUCGUUUAUAACUUUCAGAAAAUGUCUUGAUCAUACUGCUGCAGCAGAUUCACUCUUGAACAGCAUGAUAAAUAAUAAUGGAGCUUACAUGAAACUCCUGCCAAACAGCGAAUUGCUACAAUGUCUUGCAGACUGCACUGAUCUCGGGAAAAUUACCAGUCGCAUAGGCGAGCAAAAACAUGACUUUCAUCCAAACAAGAUCGUCAGCAUUCAUGACAAGUCACAAUAUAAUGUUCGCACAGCUACUGAUAGCAGAAAUUGUUCCAUAACUGGUAUAUGUGAGACGUCCAACGGUGAGCUCGUCAUUUCGGACUUCCACAAUUGUUCUGUGAAACUUCUCAACCAGGCGUACGAGGUGAUUGAUCAAGUAAAGCUACCUACUCAUCCGUGCUCCAUGUGUAACAUUUCCUCCGUCGAGAUUGCGGUGACUGUAUGCAAUAAUAAGACCUAUACUCUUAACGGGAUUCACUUCUUUCAGGCAGAUAAUGAAAAUAUUACACAGAUCAAGGUUUUUAAAAUCAAUCAUAUAUGUUACGGAAUAGCGUAUCACGAUGCAGAACUGUUUGUGACUUCCGGUACUGCGCUGUACCAAUACACAAUGGAUGGACGUUUAUUUAAGAAGCUAUACGAUACUUCUAAAGACGGCACAGUUGUAGGUGUGGGGGUGAGUCUUGAUGGAAAAAGGAUCUAUGUUACGGACGUGAUAAAUGGCAAGCUUCUCACACUGACCAGGGAUGGUCUCUGGUGGCAAAACAAUAAGUCAGGUAGACGCGGACGGCAAGAACAUUCUCAAAACCAUAACACUUGAUGUGCCUUAUACUGGACCUGUCUACUUAAAUGAAAAUUCACGAAAGUUACUUCUAGGAUUUUGGAAAAAUAACAACAUCCUUGAGUUCAAAAUAAAAACAAAUCUGACUUAAAUGACAUGUGCACAUACAGAGCGUAGUUACGAGCAUUACAUAUUUUUUACCACUAGUCAUACAUGAACCGACUUUAUGUUGCGAAUAAUUAUAAGAGUUUUUAUUAACAAAAUAACUAGAUUGUUUUUUUCAUAAAGAUUUUUUCAAUUGUACGUGAAGAGAAUUUAAAUAGGGCGAGUAAUUUACUUUCAUAGUACGAUUUUGAUUUUAUUGAAUACAUUGGAUAUUAUUGUGAAUUUCGUGUUAGUUUGGUCUGUAUUUAAGUUUAUAAAUUAAUGAAUACCUGAUGUAUUGUGUACUCGUUUUUUUAAGAUUUUAUUGAUUUUUUUUUCGAAAUGUGUCUAAGAUGUCGUUGAUACAGUCACAUUUGGUACAUUCAUAGAGAUCAAAACACGUAAACAAUGUUCGCCGUGCGAGUGUGGUUUUAGCAAUACAUACUUUUAUUUUACAUUCAUGAACAGAACAUUGCAUCAUAAAUACAUGUGAAAGUGUGAAGAUAAUACAAUCACAAUCUCUUCAUUCUACAUAAAUAUAAUAAUGUACAUAAAAGUGAGAAAACGUUGUUUUUCAGAGGAAGUUUUAUGUUGGUCAGUCAAAGUAGAAACACAAAAAUAUAAGAUAGCCUUAGUUGUGAAGUCUUUGAUAACUAGAUUGUACAUACAAUAUUUGAAUCUAUACAGUAUUCAAGCGAAGUAAUAAGUAAAAUUUAUACAAAUAUAUGAUUGUAAAUUAUGCCUGUAUUCGAAUAAAUAAAGAUUUUUGCAUCUGGCUAGUAGUUGUGAAAUACAAAAAACAAUUUAGUAGCUAUGCAAUUUCAAACGAAAUAUUUUGAAUACGAAGUUAAUGAAAAGUUUGUUUUUUAUUUGUUAUAUAUUACUCCAUGGAUUGUGUUUACAUAUUAAAUUCGUUUUAGGUCUGAUUUUAAAAAUCGUAACCAAAAGUUAACGCCCAUGACAAUACAAGUCUGCAUAAACAGCUCUAUACACCCCAUGUCAUAAUGUAUCUAUUGGAUUCGUUCAUAUGCGUACUGCAGCCUAGUCGCUGCUUUUGUCAUCUGUCCGAGACUGAUGUCGUUUCUACUCAGAUGUUAACCCAUUUAUGCCUAAUGGACUCUCCCAUCCUUCUAAAUUGGAUCAAUUUAUUUACAAAAUUAGGGAUGUCUAGUAUAUUUAUUUCUAUAUUUAGAAUAUUUCUUACAGAAAUUCCUUUUAGCAAACAGCGAAGAACCUGAUGAGACGACGCAUCAUGCGGCGUCUCAUCUGGGUCUACCCUGUUUGCCAAGGCCUUUUUCUAGACACUAGGCUUAAAUGGGUUAAACAUGUAUUGUUAUAUUUUGAGUUGUUGUCAGAUUAUCACAUUGAUACAUUAUUCUUGUUAGAAUGUUUGCACAUUAA